Molecule: messenger RNA, 945 nt
Organism: Andrographis paniculata
Lineage: Eukaryota; Viridiplantae; Streptophyta; Magnoliopsida; Lamiales; Acanthaceae
Product: MADS-box protein JOINTLESS-like
Exons: 9
Coding region: 139-792 (217 amino acids)
Biological process (GO): positive regulation of transcription by RNA polymerase II
Cellular component (GO): nucleus
Molecular function (GO): RNA polymerase II cis-regulatory region sequence-specific DNA binding; protein dimerization activity; DNA-binding transcription factor activity, RNA polymerase II-specific
Source: RefSeq, a predicted model, not a curated record
CGACGGAUGGACGUGCCUUCGUCUCCGCUCCAUUCAAUGUCGUAUGUAUCCAUAUGUGUUUAAAGUUAAUUCGUUGUUUUCUUGUUUUUUUCAGCUCGUGGAUGAUAAUCCAAUCCGAUCCUCACCUAGGAAAUAGAGAUGGUGCGGCAAAAAAUUCAGAUUAAAAAAAUCGAUAACUUGACGGCGAGACAAGUGACGUUCUCGAAGAGGCGGAGAGGGCUUUUCAAGAAGGCUCAAGAACUUUCCACUCUAUGCGAUGCUGACAUUGCUCUCAUCGUCUUCUCCGCCACCGGCAAGCUGUUCGACUAUUCUUCCUCGAGCAUGAAGCAACUCGUGCAAAGGCAUAAACAACAAGCUGACAAGUCUAAUAGAGUUGGGAAACAGAUUCAGACAAGGAGCAAUCACAGCCACGCUACCGUCUGCAAGGAACUCAGUGACCUGACCCUUGAGCUGAAGCAACUCAUGGGAGAAGAUCUCCAAGGUCUCGGCCUGAACGAAUUGACGAGGGUAGAGAGAAUGGUCGAGGCAGGACUGGCUCGCGUUGGAAAAACAAAGAACGACAAGCUCUUGAAUGAGAUCAGCAAGCUGAAGAUGAGGGAAUCAGACCUAAUUGAAGAAAAUUCGCGGUUGAAACUGCAGCAUCAAGUGGAGAACAUUCAGUGUACAGGUCAUCAUGCUAUGGAGCAAGGGUGUUCCACUGAAUCAACUACCACUAUUUCCCACGGCUUUGCCCAUUGUCCGGAGGAGGACAGGAACUUGUCCGACACUUCUCUCAAGCUAAGCUUACUUUGAUUGCAGACUUAAGACAUGGGCUAGUUUGCAACCCUCAAAUGGCUUAGCUUGUUUAAAUGUAUUUUUAGUAUCCACCAUGUAAGAACAAUAUCGACUAUCCAUGCAUCUCUUUUUACGGAUGUUCGUGUAUGCAAAAAUAACAAUUUUGCUUUU